UAUUGAAACAAAUACACACGCAGGCAAGGCAUUAGGCCGAAUUAAAAAUUGAGCUCACCGGCCGCUGCUCCGUUACAGUUAACAGUAGACGCUCAUGGCAUUCAUCCAUCCAGGACACGGUCGACACUUGGGAGAAGCUGGCCACUGUUCUUGGCUGCCGUGGAAACAGCGAGUCAGAGUGGGAAUCUUGUUUCGAGGACGCCGAGCUCUCAGACCUGCUUGCAGCUACGGCCAGAGCUACGUACCCCUUCGCACCUCGAUGGAACCCGAGCGAGUGGCCAGCCAAACCCGUUUCCAUUCAGGUGCAAGAAGUCGUAACUGGCGUCGACGUCGACGAGGUGCGGGUGUUCUUCGAAGAAAACAUCAAGCCGUGGGCCGUCACCAAGGGUUGCGCCGCCAUGGUGGCACAGCUCUACGGUUGCACGCUCGAGUACCUCUUCACAAAUCGAACACCCGCAUACGAGAAGCUACUGCGGGUAUUCGAGCCGAAGAACGAGUCGGACAUCGCGCGCCUCCUAGCGAUGCUCAUGUCCGGAUGCGACACUCACCGCAUAGCAAAGGGCGCCUCGAAGGCGGGCUACCACUACAUCACCCAAGGAUCGGGAAGGACACUCUUCGAACCUGUCCUUGACGUAGAUGUCCUCGCAGCAUUUCUGAAGGACGGGACAGUGCCAGUGCUGAAGGGCAACAUUGUCUGGCACCCGAUGACGCCAAACGAUGAAGCGAGUCGUGUCGUCUUCGCCAACGACACCGACGUAAUGGACAGCAGGACACUCCCUGAUGUGUGCCAGUUCAUUUUCGUUGGCCCUGCCGCAGGAAAGAAGUGA
Rhipicephalus sanguineus (brown dog tick) is the source of this 827-nucleotide messenger RNA. RefSeq lists its product as uncharacterized. The transcript is spliced from 3 exons. The record is from RefSeq and is a predicted model, not a curated record. Lineage: Eukaryota; Metazoa; Arthropoda; Arachnida; Ixodida; Ixodidae. The coding region runs from base 399 to 827 and encodes 142 amino acids.